GUUCGAUCGCUUGAAGGAGCAUCCAUCUAUUGCAUCUAUCUAUGCUAGCAGUAUUAGAACGCGGUUAGGAGGUAUUAGGAUAGAUAGACGAUAUUCAAUUACCCAACAUGAAAGCGUACUGGUACGAUAACAAGGAGGGCGACCAACGCGCUCGCCACGACUCCGGCCGUGCCGUAGAAGAAUCUUAUCUUUCAAGCCUUGGUGUCCUAUACCGUCGAUGCCCCAAUAUCUCAGACGUCGACUCCCUCGCUAGUGAUCGGGGCUACAAGAAUCGCGAUGAGAUCACCAUCUCCCCUGAGAAAAUGGGCGACGUCUACGAAGAGAAAGUGAAAAUGUUUUUCCACGAGCAUCUACAUGAAGAUGAAGAAAUCAGAUAUAUCCUUGACGGAGAGGGUUAUUUUGACGUACGGAGUGAAGGUGAUGAAUGGGUGAGGAUUGCGGUGGAAAAGGAUGAUCUCUUGGUAUUGCCUGCGGGCAUAUAUCAUCGGUUUACGACAGGGGAGAGCAAUUACAUCAAAGCUAUGCGGUUAUUCCAGGACGAGCCCAAAUGGACCCCUUUGAAUAGAAGUCCAGAGGUUGACACAAACAAGCAUCGCAAAGCGUAUUUGCAAUCUCGGACUGUGGCUGCUGCUUAGAUAGCCGGCUACUCUCGCACAUAGCAACAUGAUGGAUAUUUAAGCCAACAUUGUUAUACACAUUUCAUACCCAUAAUAUUACAAACUUCUUCACCAAUCAGCUGUGGAAUAAUUAAAACCCUGUGAACACCCAUAGUUUUAAGAUCAUAUUCUCGUCAAAAUGAGUGUGCACAGUUGUCAUAAUUACUUUUCAAUACCUAGAUCCGAAAUAUCCUGACUCUCCAUACAUUCCUUGGGAGGCGAUAGAUUCACCUAUAUGCGGGGGACGGGGUUCGUGCAAGCGGACCAAAAAAAAG
Messenger RNA from Coccidioides immitis RS, 931 nucleotides. Its product is annotated as 1,2-dihydroxy-3-keto-5-methylthiopentene dioxygenase. Gene Ontology annotation, molecular function: acireductone dioxygenase [iron(II)-requiring] activity. NCBI's taxonomy places the organism in Eukaryota, Fungi, Ascomycota, Eurotiomycetes, Onygenales, Onygenaceae. The record is from RefSeq and is a predicted model, not a curated record. The coding region runs from base 108 to 635 and encodes 175 amino acids. The transcript is spliced from 3 exons.